Molecule: messenger RNA, 1581 nt
Organism: Colletotrichum spaethianum
Lineage: Eukaryota; Fungi; Ascomycota; Sordariomycetes; Glomerellales; Glomerellaceae
Product: high-affinity methionine permease
Exons: 4
Coding region: 1-1581 (526 amino acids)
Biological process (GO): amino acid transmembrane transport
Cellular component (GO): membrane
Molecular function (GO): L-amino acid transmembrane transporter activity
Source: RefSeq, a predicted model, not a curated record
AUGUCCAAGCUCUUCGACAAGUUCAACGGAGUCUCGGCGUCUGCCACCGCCACGGGCCACAACAAGAAUGGCGAUCUUCCCGCCGCUACGACUUACGACAGCGAAGUCGGUCGCAUCGAGAACGCCCGCGAGGCCAAGCGGAAAAUCGGUGUCACUACCGCCAUCUUCCUGAUCGUCAACCGCGUCGUCGGUACCGGUAUCUUCGCCACCCCCGGAACCAUCUUUGCCCUCUCCGGCAGUGUCGGCCUCGCGCUCUUCAUCUGGGUCGCCGGCAUGAUUAUUGCUCUUGCUGGAACCGCCGUCUACCUCGAAUGGGGCACUGCCAUCCCCAAGAACGGUGGUGAGAAGAACUACCUCGAAUACGUCUUCCGCAAGCCCAAGUUCCUGACCACCGGUCUCUACACCGGAUACGUCGUCCUCCUCGGCUGGGCCAGUGGCAACUCUGUCGUCUUUGGCGAGUACAUCCUGCACGCCGCCAACGUCGAGGUCGACCGCUGGAACCAGCGCGCUAUUGGCCUAGCUUGCAUCACGACCGCCUUCUUGAUCCACGGUCUUGCGCUCAACUGGGGCCUGCGUCUGCAGAACCUCCUCGGCUCCAUCAAGCUCAUCAUCAUCCUGAUCAUCAUCCUCUGUGGCUUCAUCGCGCUCGGAGGUCACGUCAAGCUGCCCGAGGAUCAGAAGCCCAAGAACUUCACCAACGCCUUUGAGGGCACCACCGGCAGCCCCUACGGUGUCGUCACCGCUCUGUACAACGUCAUCUGGAGUUACAUUGGAUACAGCAACGCCAACUACGCCCUCUCCGAGACCAAGAACCCCGUCCGUACCCUCAAAAUCGCUGCCCCAGAGGAGAUCCUUGAGGGCGGCCGCUUAGUUGCCGCGUCGCUCUUCCGCAACGUCAUGGGCGGCACCGCUGAGCGCGCCCUCUCCGUCUUCGUUGCUCUGUCCGCUUUCGGCAACGUUCUGAGUGUCAUCUUCUCCCAGGGCCGACUCGUCCAGGAGCUUGGUCGCGAGGGUAUCUUGCCUUGGUCCCGCUUUUUCGCCAGCAACAAACCCUUCAACGCCCCCUUGGCUGGAUUGUUCGAGCACUGGCUGAUCUGUGUCAUCACCAUGCUUGCUCCUCCUCCUGGCGACGCGUACAACUUCAUCCUCAACCUCAUCAGCUACCCCCUCGCCAUCAUCAACGUCUUCGUUGCCGGAGGUCUGGCUUACCUCUAUCUCAACCGCAAGGAGUGGAACUGGAACCCUCCCAUCAGCGCCACUCUGCCUGUCACCAUCUUCUUCAUGCUCAGCAACAUCUACCUUGUCAUCGCUCCGUUCGUUCCCCCUGAGGAGGGCCAGAACGUCUACGAGAGCCUCCCCUACUACCUCCACUGUGUUGUCGGUAUCGCCAUCAUCGUCGCUGGUGGCCUCUACUGGGUUGUCUGGGCCAAGAUUCUUCCCAAGAUCGGCAGGUACGAACUGGUCCGCGAGACCAUCGUCGACGAGAUCGACGGUUGGGAACGCAACGUCUUCUUCCGCCGGCCGUAUGGCGAGUCUGUUGCUUCGGAGCACCACGCUAUUUCCCCAGAGGUGUCCAAGUGA